GGAACAAGCGCAGAACAGGACAAUCGCUUCAGCAACAAACAGAAGAAGCUGUUGAAGCAGUUGAAAUUUGCAGAAUGCUUAGAAAAGAAGGUGGACAUGAGCAAAGUAAAUCUGGAAGUAAUCAAACCAUGGAUAACAAAACGAGUAACGGAAAUCCUUGGAUUUGAAGAUGAUGUAGUAAUUGAAUUUAUAUUCAACCAGUUGGAAGUGAAGAAUCCAGAUUCCAAAAUGAUGCAAAUCAACCUGACUGGUUUUUUGAAUGGGAAAAAUGCUAGGGAGUUCAUGGGAGAACUGUGGCCACUGCUGUUAAGUGCACAAGAAAACAUUGCUGGUAUUCCCACUGCAUUUCUGGAACUGAAGAAGGAAGAAAUAAAACAGCGACAGAUAGAGCAAGAGAAACUGGCUUCUAUGAAGAAGCAAGAUGAAGACAAGGAGAAGAGGGAUAAGGAAGACAAAGACAACAGAGAAAAGAGAGACAGAUCCAGGAGUCCAAGAAGACGCAAAUCAAGGUCUCCUUCCCCUCGAAGGAGGUCGUCGCCUGUCAGAAGAGAGCGGAAGCGCAGCCAUUCUCGCUCCCCUCAUCACAGAACCAAGAGCCGUAGUGCUACUCCUGCACCAGAAAAGAAAGAGGCGACUCCUGAGCCAGAACCCUCUGUGAAACCAAAGGAGACUGUUGUUCAAGAGGCAACUUCAAACAGUGAUAUCCCAAAAGCUCCUAAACCUGAACCUCCUGUACCAGAGACUAAGGAAGCUUCACCAGAACGUAAUUCAAAGAAAGAGAGGGAGAAGGAAAAGGAGAAGACUCGUCAAAGAUCCCCAACUCGGUCCAAGUCAAGGUCAAGAUCUCGUUCACGUUCUCCAUCUCAUUCUCGACCAAGAAGGCGUCAUAGAUCACGGUCAAGAAGGCGACCAAGCCCGAGACGACGACCAUCUCCAAGGAGAAGGAGCCCUCCACGGCGAAUGCCUCCCCCACCCAGGCACAGAAGAAGCAGAUCCCCUGUGAGGCGGAGAAGACGGUCAUCAGCAUCCUUAUCUGGCAGUAGCUCUUCCUCCUCCUCCUCACGUUCCAGAUCACCACCAAAGAAACCACCUAAAAGAACUGUAUCCAGUCCUCCUCGGAAAACACGUAGGCUCUCUCCUUCUGCAAGCCCUCCUAGGCGGAGGCACAGACCGUCCCCACCGCCGAGUCCGCCUCCAAAACCACGCAGGUCUCCAACACCGCAGCAGUCAAAUCGUACAAGAAAAAGCCGUGGCUCUGUUUCACCUGGCAGAGCAUCAGCACCCAAACAUAAGAGUACUGAAAAAAGAGAAUCUCCUUCGCCAGCACCAAAACCAAGGAAAGCAGAACUGUCCGAAUCAGAAGAAGAUAAAGGAGGUAAAAUGGCUGCAGCAGACUCUGUUCAACAGAGGCGUCAGUACAGAAGGCAGAAUCAACAGUCUUCAUCUGAUUCUGGCUCUUCAUCCUCAUCUGAAGAGGAAAGACCUAAAAGAUCCAACGUGAAGAAUGGGGAGGUUGGUAGACGCCGACGCCAUUCACAUUCACGCAGUCCAUCACCGUCUCCACGAAAACGACAGAAGGAAUCUUCCCCUCGUAGGAGGAGGAGAAGUCCAUCACCACCCCCAGCCAGGAGGCGACGCUCUCCUUCACCCGCCCCGCCUCCUAGGCGGCGGCGCUCACCUUCAUUACCUCGUCGAAGGUCUCCAUCACCACCCCCUCGCAGGCGCUCACCUUCUCCACGGAGAUACUCUCCGCCGAUACAGAGACGAUAUUCUCCUUCACCACCACCGAAGAGAAGAACGGCUUCACCUCCUCCCCCACCCAAACGAAGGGCAUCGCCUUCUCCACAGUCCAAACGCAGAGUCUCCCAUUCACCACCGCCAAAACAAAGGAGCUCGCCAGCUGCUAAAAGGCGUUCACCUUCCAUAUCUUCCAAGCACAGGAAGGGAUCUCCUCCCAGUCGGUCCAAUCGGGAAACGCGUUCUCCACCACAAAACAAAAGGCAUUCACCUUCACCACGGCCUAGAGCUUCUCAUACCUCUGCAAGCCCACCGCCACCACGACGGGGAGCGUCAGCUUCACCCCAGAGAAGGCAAUCUCCAUCUCCAAGCACUAGACCCAUCAGGAGGGUGUCAAGAACGCCAGAACCUAAGAAGACAAAGGCUUCCACGCCAAGUCCACGGUCUGCGAGACGGGUGUCUUCAUCACGGUCUGCAUCAGGAUCACCUGAGCCAGCACCAAAAAAACACCAAGGACCUCCAUCUCCUACUCGGUCUCGUUCCCCUUCUGCAAACUGGUCACCUGCAAAGAAGGCAAAAAGCCCAACUCAGAGCCCAUCACCUGCAAGGAAUUCAGAUCAAGAAGGGGGUGGAAAGAAGAAGAAGAAAAAGAAGGAUAAGAAGCAUAAAAAGGAUAAAAAGCACAAGAAACACAAAAAACAUAAGAAGGAGAAGGCGGCAGCGGCUGCAGUAGCUGCUGCUGUGGCUGCGGCAGAUACCACCUCAGCACAGGAAGACCAGGAACCAGAGACAGAACCCAAAAAGGAGACAGAAAGUGAGCCAGAAGACAACCUCGACGAUCUAGAAAAACACCUGCGAGAGAAGGCACUGAGGUCGAUGAGGAAGGCGCAAGUGUCACCACCAUCCUAGGCUGAACCCUUUGAUAUAAUGUACAUUUUAUUUGGUUUGUACUCAGAAUUCAAUUUCAAAUUGCUAAAUGUGUUUGAGCUUUAGAAUAUAACAUUUGUUGUAAUAAUUGCUAGGUUGAGGUUCACCAUGUACAAAGGGCAUGGAUUUACAUUACAAGAGGUGUCCACAGUGUACUAGUGACAUUCUUUCAUUGACAGUCAACAUAAUUUCAUUUAGAGUGAGGCUUUUUAGAAGCAGUAGGAAUUUGUUUUGAAGGGUUUAAACAUGACCGUCAGUUCCCUGGUUUCUUUGAAAUCCAACAACGCCCUUAGCAUAACUUGUGAGGGUCUCAUUUGACUUCUUUAGUAUCCACUUACAUUACGCUACUAACCUUUACGGUUUGUAAGCUUGCCCAGAAGUAAAACCACUGCAGAAUGACCAAGGAAAUCCAUAUUUUAAUGCUUUCUACUGUUGCCUGUAUAGUCUCCAUUAAAGCGAAUCCAGAAUAGCAAUUUAGAAUGGUACAUAAAUGAAAGCAUGUUGUUUACCAGGACACUGUGGGUUUAUAUUGAUGUAACAUGUUGAUUUGGAACACUGGAAUUUCAUUUGUAUUUUUAUGUUCUUUUUUUAAAGGGCAGUUUCCAUGAUCAGCAGUCCCAGAAAAAAAAAAAAAAAAAGAAUUCCUUCAGUUACAUAAAUUUUGUUUGUGAGAUGUCGUUGCCCCAUUCAUAAAUCUUGUCUCGUUAUGGUUCUUCGGAAUGGUGUGAGCAACUUUCAGAGAUGUGGGCUUUGAAAGUUUGAGGAACCUGAACUUUGGAUAUUGUCAUGUUUUCACUGUUUUUUGUUUUUGUUUUUUUAACUAAAGCUAUAUAAAGCUUGUGGAUUAAACAAAAUAAAUUUCUAAAUUUAAACAGA
Messenger RNA from Mesitornis unicolor (brown roatelo), 3540 nucleotides. RefSeq names its product serine/arginine repetitive matrix 1 (gene SRRM1). Gene Ontology annotation, molecular function: RNA binding. Gene Ontology annotation, biological process: mRNA processing; regulation of mRNA splicing, via spliceosome. The record is from RefSeq and is a predicted model, not a curated record. The transcript is spliced from 16 exons. The annotation marks the transcript as partial. Lineage: Eukaryota; Metazoa; Chordata; Aves; Mesitornithiformes; Mesitornithidae. Gene Ontology annotation, cellular component: spliceosomal complex.